AUGCCCUCCAUCUCGCGGAGAGAAGACCGAGAACGGGAGAACAGGACGUACAGACUGCUCCAAGCCAAGGUCCGGGCCGAAGCCGAAGCCGAAGCCAAGCGUCAGGCCGCUGCAGAAGUUCAACAGCGAGGACCAGCCCUCGACGAGGCUGAGCAGAGGCAGGUGAGGUUCUCGGACACGCCAGAGACAUUUCAUUACACGGCAUCGACACCCAAAGGACAGGGCAGCGAGGACUGGGGUAGCAAAGACGACGAGGAAACGGCCGUCAGUCAAGAGCUGUAUGAGGAUCAUCAUCAUCAUCAUCAGAAGCAGCAGCAGCCGGCCGGAGGCCAUCGCGGCGAGAACCCGAAAAAGUACACCUUCCGAGACGCCAUACUUGUCGCGAGCGGAGCCACGCUCAACUGGACGACGUCGCAUCACCAGGACUGCAGAGGCGCUGGCAGUCCCGAAUUUGCGCACCCGGGCCACGGCAACAACAACAACAACAACAAGCCUGGCAGGCCGGGUUUCUUGCUGCGUCUUGUGCGUUUCUUCAUCCGGCACUACUGUGUCGUCCUGGCGGUCCUGCUUGGUAUCAUCUCGUGGGCGGCGCUGGCCUGGUUCUGUGACGUUGUGCAGACCCGAAUAAGAAGCUUGGCGGACUUGCUUUCCUCGCCGCUCGCAUGGCCGCAGGCCGCCCUUUCAGGCCUGAUGGGUUCUGCGUGGGGUCUGUUGUUCCCGUCGGCGCACGAUGCCAGUCCCUGGAGCCCCUCCUCUCCUCCCGCCGCCGCCGACUUCUCCCCCAUGGUUCCCGACCUCAGCACCGUCCUCGGCGUCGUCCACCGGACCGGGUCAGGUGUGAAGGCGCUGUCCGAGAUGACAACCAGCGUGCAGCAGGACACGCAACUGAAUUCUGCCAUGGAUUUCCUGUUCAACAUGUAUGAGGCGACUGAUCUACACUGGAUAGCACACCUCCGAGAAGAAGAGCUAGGCCUGUCCCACCUGACGUUGCAGCUCCAAGACUUUGCCGAGAGGGCAGGGCGCAAACAGCGGGUGCCUUUGCCCCGGUUCCUGUGUCGGGUCCCUCUGUUAAGCGGUCUGGAAACAUGCAGGGCGUCUGUAGACCGGUUUGACGUGCAGAUGCAAGCCGUCCUCGACUUCCUGUCUGAGGCCAAGGAGUACCGGAGCAGUGUGUACAACAAACACAUGACGGCACCUGUCAUGCACAAGGUCAGCAGGUUGGUUUGCAGGCUGGGCGACAGGUUUAGCUAUGUCAGUCUUGGCCUGAGGGAGACGGUGCCCGACGCGGACGAGGCCGGGUCACCUCUCAUGGAUGCCCAUGUCCUCGAGACCUAUCUGCAAGACCAGCAAGACGGCUUGCGCAUGUCCUGUCACGUCAUUGUGGACAUUGGGUCGGAAAUGGCAGACAAACGCAAGCAGAUGGAUGACGACGUCAAGAUGCUGACCAGGAUGACCAAGUCGAUAGGGCAUGUACGGCGCAGCGUGGCGGACAACACACUCCAGCUGAACCGCGCGUGUAAGGCGGUGAUUAAGGACCUGGGGAUGCUGACGGAGAGGUUGAAUUCGUGGUAG
Messenger RNA from Colletotrichum navitas, 1572 nucleotides. RefSeq lists its product as uncharacterized. The record is from RefSeq and is a predicted model, not a curated record. Lineage: Eukaryota; Fungi; Ascomycota; Sordariomycetes; Glomerellales; Glomerellaceae. The coding region runs from base 1 to 1572 and encodes 523 amino acids. The transcript has a single exon.